Messenger RNA from Mytilus trossulus (common blue mussel), 3629 nucleotides. RefSeq names its product CREB3 regulatory factor-like. The coding region runs from base 467 to 2344 and encodes 625 amino acids. The record is from RefSeq and is a predicted model, not a curated record. Gene Ontology annotation, molecular function: DNA-binding transcription factor activity, RNA polymerase II-specific; RNA polymerase II transcription regulatory region sequence-specific DNA binding. NCBI's taxonomy places the organism in Eukaryota, Metazoa, Mollusca, Bivalvia, Mytilida, Mytilidae. The transcript is spliced from 7 exons. Gene Ontology annotation, cellular component: nucleus. Gene Ontology annotation, biological process: response to unfolded protein; regulation of transcription by RNA polymerase II.
UGGUUUUAAACUGUUGAAUCUGUUGGGGAAAACGGUAGUUGGUUCAUUAAUAAAUUGGGUUACGUGUAUUAAGAAUGAGUAAUUGUUUUAUUGCCUGCAAACAUAAGGGAUUGUGAUGAAAUCCGUCAUCGACCUGAUGAUCAGGGUUGUUUAAGGUCAAGGCUUUUUUUUUAGUAUGUGUAUGGCUGCUAAAAAGAUGACAGGAUAUUUUGUCACAUCAUCAUUUAAUUUUUAAACCUCAACUGUCAAUCAUCAGUGUGUUUUCUGAUAGGGCCCAAUAGUAUGCUAAUUGGGUUGAAAUUUACGUUUUAAAAAUAGGAGAAACUUGAGGUGUGCCAAGCGAGGUUAUCAUUAUUCUUGACACUUGACCAUUCACAUAUUAAACUUACAUCUAAUUUACUUUCAUUUCAAUUGGGAAUUUUAACAGUCUUUGUGAAAAAGUGUGAAUAAACUUUAAAAAUAGACCAUGGAAAAAAGAAAUUUCAAUUGUAUACCUUGGUUUGAUUUAAAUAGUUCAAGGAGAUUUUAUAUGUAUAACAGUUUUUGUUACCCAUCCUCGUCUUGUGGUUGUUAUUACAAUUGUAUGCCAUAUACACCAGUUCAACAACAGAUGACCUUUGGUUACAACCAGGCCCAGCAACGGCCAAGAAGAAUGGAUCCAUAUUUAAGCAGUGUAUAUGUAACUGAACAAUCAUUAUAUGACCCACCUAUAAGAGACAAAACAAGUUUGGAUACAUCAGUUUAUGCAUCUAGUCCAAAUUCAUUAUUCAUGUAUGAGCAGGAGAAAGCUGACAUGCAAAGUUCCCUUGGGAAUAUGACAUGUAGUAGAAAGAAUGAGGACUUUGACUUAAAUUCUCAGUUGGAAACUUCUUGUGAUAUUGCUCUGCCUAUGUCUAAAGGUUCACCAAUGUUCAUAGCAGAAACAUCAGAGUCUCAGUCCAACGCAUGGCCAAUGGACACAAAAAGUGAUGUGGAUUUUCUAAAUUGUGAUGUUUUUCAAAUGGAUGAAGAAAUGGACAACCCAACUUUAGCUGAACUGAAUGCUUCAGAAUCACUAUUAGAUGAUUUAGCUAGCAUAGUUGGUCCAAAUUCUAGUGUCAAUGACAAAAAUAAAACAUGGAAACAAGAAAAUGGGUCAGAAAUCUCUGAACAAGUGCAGCAGUUGAAGGGCAAUUGGUCUUCAACAGUUCAGCUGCCUCAAACAUCACAGCAAAGUUCACUUGCUAGACCUGUUUUUUGUGGGAGAAAACCAUCAGCAACUGUUACUUCAGAAUCUGAUAAUAACACUGUAUCAACCAGAAUGAGUCAGUUGCUGCACAUUCGAACCAGUCCUACUAAAAUUGAAUCAGAGUCCACCACUAGUCCAGUUCAAAGUGUGCCUAACCCAAAGAUUCCAACAAGUCCUGCAAAACGAAAACAGAAUAUUAGUAACAAAGAGGUUGAUGAAAAGUGGGAAGAGAUCAAACAUUAUAUAUACGAUGAUGAUGAGCAGGACGAAGACAUACCACAACCAAAACAAACAAGACUUAGUACAGACUCUUACAAGUCUGUUGUAACAUCCAAUGAUGAAUCGGACAUGGAAAGUGAUCGUGAAUCUCAUGACUCAGAUUCUGAUUAUGAUGACAACAGUCAAGAUUCGUGGUCAUAUAAACAUGAAACGGACAGCUCGCAGAGAAAGUCCCGACAGUAUUUCUGGCAAUAUAAUUUACAAUCAAAAGGACCUAAAGGUGCCCGUGUUAGUUUUGAACAAUUAGAACAAGAUGAUCCACAUGUUGUGAAGGAUUUUGAAGAUCCAGUAUUUGAUCCUGUGGCAAGUAAAAAUGUUGCGGGUACGACAAUACGUCAUGGCGGUAAAGCUCGAAGAGGAGACGGAACAGAUGUCUCUCCGAAUCCAAAGAAACUUUAUCAGAUUGGACAGCAAAUUAACAAGUUAAACAAACAAAUAGACUCUUUUAUUCCAUUGAGUGAAAUGCCAGUCUCAAGUCGGAACAAGUCAAAAAAAGAGAAAAACAAAUUGGCUUCUAGAGCUUGUCGUCUAAAGAAAAAGGCCCAACAUGAAGCUUACAAAAUCAAGUUACAUGGGUUAGAUAUGGAACAUAAGCAGCUGUUACAACUUACACAAGAUAUGAAGCAGAAAUUUACACAAGUCCUUCAGAAAACUCUACCAGAGAGGAAAAUAGUCAAACAAGAGGGCACAGAUAACCUUCCAAUGACACAGUACUUAGAAAAAACAGCAGAAAAGGCUUAUACAUACAAGGUUGCUGGUGAUACAUCAGAAUUUGUAAACCGAGUGCUUUGUAAAGUGGAGGAAGGGGAUCCUACAGGUGGUCUAGAUCAAUCAUAGACUUGACAUUAUAAACAAAAUAGACUAUAGUUCCAAACACUGUGAUGACUGUUCGAAAAUUGUUGUUAUCUUGGAUCUAGCCUUUAGUUUUAACUUUGUGAUUCUGACAAUUAUAACUAAUGGGUGUGUAUCUUCAUGUUGAAUUCAAAUUACAUUAUUGGUGCAGACAAUGCGAAAAGUUUUGUUGUUUUCGUUGAAUGCUCAAACUAUUGACAUGGUUACAGAGAAUGUAUAGUUGCUUAUGUUUUGUAUAUAAUGGUACAUUUUAUGUGUUUAUCACUGUAAAUACAUUGUUAUUUUAUUCAAACAAGGGGAAAAUUGUGUAAAUAGUACAUAUAUAUACUAGUGUGGUUUUAUGUAAAUAUUUCAUUUGCUCAUUUUGAAAAACAAAUCUGAAAGACUUGUAAUUUGUUGAUUAAAAAAUUAAAUGCAAUAAAGUUUGAUGUUAAUUUUGUCACUUUAAUUUAAUUAAAUUAGAAAAAUAGUAUUUUUUUUUCUUUGGCCUAUAACCAUGAUAACAUGAUUUAAAGAAAAAAAUGUAUGCAUUUAUGGCUUUAAAAUGUUUAUAAAUCUUCAGUUUUAUGAUUUUACUAGUCAAAAAUUUCUCAUGUAAAUACAGAAAUGUUCACUAAUCCAUCAUUUAUUUGCUAGUCAAACAUUCAAAUUGUUAGUAUUUCAUUGUAAUAUAUCACAUCACUAGGAAAUAUGUGGAAAGUUCAAAAUUUCGAAGAAACAAAUUUUUGACAGACUUUCCAGUUUCAUAAAUUCAUAAAACUAAAAAAUAUAAAUAAGUUUAGUUUAUUUUUUACGUUCACUGUAAUCUUUGGAAAUCCUCAUGUAUUAUUCACAGUAGAUGUAAUCAGAGUCCAUUUUAUUUGUUGUUGUUGUUGUUGUUGUCUAUUUAUUGUUUGAAUUAUUUAUUUUAAGUAUUGGUUACUCUACUGCUAACAAUUGUUUUUGAAACACUAUUAUUAGUGAUUAGGAACUUUUUUUUGUGGAUUUUGCAUGUUAAAAUAAACCAUGAAUUUAAUUGUUCUACAAAUUAGUUUUUGAUAGGAUAUGUUUUUGAAAAUUUGUUAAAUAAAACCCACAAAAAUUGGUACCCACAAAAUACUAAAAUCUACAGUUUUGACAUAUGUUGAUUGUAAUUUAAGUUCACAUUCACACAUGUAUUGUUAGAAUGUGCGGUUAUUUUAUAUGAAAUUUCUGUACACAUUCUGUAACAUAUAUUUGGUACUUAACAAGGGAGGAUACAUUUUAAAAAGGGGGGUUCCCAGCCUGGGAC